AUGUCACCACCAACAAGUGGCAAAGCAAAGUCAGAAUCAGGUCUCGCGCGGUUAAUUGGCUCAGGAACCUCCGGGUUACUUGAAUUAUUUCUGUUUCACCCUGUUGAUACAGUGGCGAAACGAUUGAUGACAAACACAAAUAAGGUUUUUGUAAAAGGCGCGCCAUUAUCACAGGGUAGACAUAAUUUAAAUGAGGCUAUUUUCAGAAAAGAUGUAAACUCUUCGCUUCUUCGUAAAUACGCAUCAUUAUUUCCAGGGUUAGGUUUCGCUACCUGUUACAAGGUUCUACAGCGAAUUUAUAAAUAUGGUGGUCAACCUUACGUUAAAGAUUACCUAAAUACGCACCAUCGCAAUGUUUUCUAUAAUACUUUCGGAGAAAAGACGGGGAAAACGAUAAUUCAUGCUACUGCUGGAAGUUUGAUUGGUGUUGGUGAGGUGGCAUUGCUACCUUUAGACGUGUUAAAAAUCAAACGUCAGACCGCUCCAGAGACAUUGGCUGGUCGUAAUGUAUUCCGAAUUUUCUAUGAUGAAGGACUCGGAUUGUAUAGAGGUGGCAUGUGGACAGCAGCUCGUAAUGCUCCAGGCAGUUUUGCUUUAUUCGGUGGAUCUGCCGUGGUUAAAGAAUACAUUUUCGGAUUGAAAGACUACAACAAAGCAACUUUCUUUCAAAACUUUUGUGCAUCAAUUGGUGGCGCGACCGCCUCUAUUACAGUUGCGCAACCACUAGACAUUAUCAAGACACGAAUUCAAAAACGGCCUUUUGAUGCGCCUGAAAGUGGAAUGAAGAUCUUGAGUGACAUGGUUAAGAAAGAAGGUCUUUCGUCCUUUGUGAAAGGAUUAACGCCAAAGCUUGUUGUAGUAGGACCAAAACUUGUAUUCUCAUUUACCGUUGCACAGCAGUUGAUUCCCUUACUCGAUAACUUUUUCAUCGCAAAAGGAAUUACGAAUCCCACCCGUUUAUCAUGA
Ambispora leptoticha is the source of this 966-nucleotide messenger RNA. NCBI's taxonomy places the organism in Eukaryota, Fungi, Glomeromycota, Glomeromycetes, Archaeosporales, Ambisporaceae. The record is from the annotation of a GenBank genome assembly.